Lepisosteus oculatus (spotted gar) is the source of this 1932-nucleotide messenger RNA. The record is from RefSeq and is a predicted model, not a curated record. Lineage: Eukaryota; Metazoa; Chordata; Actinopteri; Semionotiformes; Lepisosteidae.
CCCGUCAGGUCUGUGGAAAUCCCGACUCUGUGCGCGUUCGCGCUGUGGUUUCGGAAGCGCGGCCCCGGCGCCGAUCUGAAGCCGUUCAGUUGUGUCACAGUGCUGUUGGGAGAAAUGUUGGGAACAGACGACCACGGAGAUAUUCGGAGGCGAAACGGGACAGGGAUGAAGCGGCCCUUCAGCCCCGCCCCCGCGCUGGAGAAGGGCCCGCCGGAGCGGGGCGGGGGGGACCCGCCGGGGGGCCCGGAGCAGCGCCUCAAGCGGGAGAAGAAGCACCAGACGUACACGCUGUGCGAGGUGUGCAACAUUCAGCUCAACUCCGCCGCCCAGGCCCAGAUCCACUACAACGGCAAAUCGCACCAGAAGCGUCUCAAGCAGCUCAGCAGCGGCAAGCCGGCCGGCGGCCAAGGUAGCCCUGCUCAGAGCAGCCCGCUGCUGGCCUCCCUGUCUGUCCCAGGACGCCCCCUGCAGCCCCAGCUGGACCUUAAACACUUCCUCCCCUUCAGGCUCAACAGCUCUUCCCCUCUCAGCCUCUUCCCCAACUUCAACACGAUGGACCCCGUGCAGAAAGCUGUGAUCAACCACACAUUUGGGGUGCCCCAGCCCCUCAAGAAGAAACAGAUCAUCUCCUGUAACAUCUGUCAUCUGCGGUUCAACUCCACGAACCAAGCGGAGGCCCACUACAAAGGACACAAGCACACCCGCAAGCUGAAAGCCAUCGAAGCCCAGAAGAACAAGCAGAGGAGCUCGGGCGCCGCGGUGUCGGCCGGGAGGGAGAGGGAGAGGGACCGGGAGAAGAUCAGGGUCCCCGAAACGCUGCCCGCGCUCAUGGAGCGCAGUCUGAUGGACACCACCACUCUGUCCAUGGACCCCGAGUCUGGGAAGGGGAAGGAGACUCCAGGGGGCUUGGUGGUGCUCACACCCGUCUCCGAGGUCUCCUCCCUGGAGCUGGUGGCCCUGGCGGCACCGUCCCCCCAGGUCUCCCUGGCCUCCCAGCUCUCCGAGAGAGUGUCCGAGGCCGGCGCCCCCGACCCCCCCGCGCCCGUCCUCGAGAGCAGCAGCCAGGAGCCCCCCCAGAGCGAGGCCGAACCCCGCGGGGAGGGGGACAAGGACCCCAAAAAGAGCAAGCCCCACCUGCACUGUCCCAUCUGCAAAGUCACAGUCAACUCCGCGUCCCAGCUGGAGGCCCACAACAGCGGAGCCAAACACAAGCUGAUGCUGGAGGGCCAGAGCGCCCAGCCGCGCCGGAGGAGCAAGGUGCUGCUGUCCCGCGCGGCCUGCAAGACCAAGCGGCUGGGGAAUAAGGGCAGCGUGGGCGUGCAGAGCAAGGCCUUCCACUGCGAGGUGUGCGAGAUCUACGUCAACUCGGAGACGCAGCUCAAGCAGCCUCCUGUGUCCUGGCAGAACGUGAGGUGGAGUGGAUAUGCUGGAGGCGCAGUAUCAGCCAUGAAGAAAGUGUUUGGGCGUUGCAACCUGACCUCACUCUCCACCCAGACCAAACUGGCCCUGCAGAAGCAGCUGACCAAGACCCUGACCACAGGAUUCCUGCCGAGCCCACUCAGCCCUGCAGCCCUGUGCACCGUAGCUGCCAAUCCCCUGGCGCUGCGCCACCCGGCGGGCACCGCCACCCUCAUCCAGACCCCCCUGCUGGGACCUGCCCUGUUCCGGCCGGCACCGGGGCCCCUGAGGGCCACACACACCCCUAUCAUGUUCACCCCUUACUAAGCCCAGCACUGUGGCGUUGGACACAACCUUCAGUAGGGGUGAAAUGGAGCUAUGCAGCCAUGGCAAGCUAGGAGCAAACAGUCAUAAAAUCUCCCUCCUAUAAAUAUGUUUAUAUUUAUAUAUAAUACACAUGCAAUGCAUUACCUUGUUAAAAAUAUUUAAGAAAACAAUGAGUUUUGGAGCCAUGUAACCUUUCGGUUUGUUUGU